Messenger RNA from Acanthaster planci (crown-of-thorns starfish), 3027 nucleotides. RefSeq names its product methylmalonyl-CoA mutase (gene mmut). Gene Ontology annotation, molecular function: metal ion binding; methylmalonyl-CoA mutase activity; cobalamin binding. Gene Ontology annotation, cellular component: mitochondrion; cytoplasm. Lineage: Eukaryota; Metazoa; Echinodermata; Asteroidea; Valvatida; Acanthasteridae. The record is from RefSeq and is a predicted model, not a curated record.
UCCCCUGACCACACCACAUUGAUUUCACAUUGUGUCUUGAGCAGUGUGGGAAACUUGAGUGUGGUUGCUGCCUCCUGCUGGCACAUAGCGACUAGGGCAUCACUAACACUGUUAUGUUAGCCAGACUAAUUGUGCAGGAUCGGUCGGUACGGUACGGGGUCCAACGCAGUUAUCUACGAAGUUCUGUUAACGUUUUUCGCCAAAAAUGCUUCGUUUAACCGCUGCCAAAACCACACAUUUGAACUUUUGGCGUAAGCAGGCAGUGUUGCCCACAUGCAGUCAGGUGCCGGUCAGAUCCAUCAACCGUGAGCCUCUGCACAAAGAAUGGGUGGAGCUUGCCAAGAAACAACUGAAAGGGGCGGACCCGGCCGAAAAACUUACCUGGAGAACUCCAGAGGGAAUCAACAUCAAACCGCUGUACACCAGGCAAGACACAGCCAAACACGAUGAGGAACUCCCCGGCCGGUACCCGUAUACAAGGGGUCCCUACCCCACCAUGUAUACCCAGAGGCCGUGGACAAUCAGACAGUACGCAGGGUUCAGCACGGUGGAGGAAAGCAACCGAUUUUACAAGGAGAACAUCAAGGCUGGCCAGCAGGGCCUCAGCGUGGCCUUCGACCUCGCUACGCACAGAGGGUAUGACUCCGAUAACCCCCGUGUCCAUGGUGAUGUUGGUAUGGCAGGCGUUGCCAUAGAUACCGUUGACGAUAUGAAGAUGCUGUUUGAUGACAUUCCAUUGGAUAAGAUGUCCGUCUCCAUGACGAUGAACGGAGCGGUGCUUCCAGUCAUGGCGAUGUUCAUCACCGCUGCGGAAGAGCAGGGCGUGAAGCAGGAGCUCCUGACGGGCACAAUUCAGAACGACAUCCUGAAGGAGUUCAUGGUGCGCAACACAUACAUCUACCCGCCCGAGCCGUCCAUGCGCAUCAUAGGCGACAUCUUUGCCUACACGUCCAAGUACAUGCCCAAGUUCAACUCCAUCUCGAUCUCCGGCUACCAUCUCCAAGAGGCUGGCGCUGACAACGUCCUAGAGAUGGCAUUCACUCUAGGCAACGGGCUGCAGUAUUGUAGAACAGGCUUGGCAGCGGGCCUGGACAUCGACCAGUUCGCCCCCCGUCUGUCCUUCUUCUGGGCCAUCGGCAUGAACUUCUUCAUGGAGAUUGCCAAGAUGCGGGCGGCCCGGCGACUCUGGGCACACCUGAUCCGCGACCACUUCCAGCCCAAGAAGUCCAAGUCCAUGGUGCUGCGGUGCCACUCCCAGACCUCUGGAUGGUCUCUCACCGAACAGGAUCCGUACAACAAUGUGAUCCGCACCACCAUCGAAGCCAUGGCGGCCACCUUUGGCGGUACCCAGUCACUCCACACCAACUCGUUUGACGAGGCCCUGGGCUUGCCCACCGUCAAGAGCGCCCGGAUUGCACGGAACACGCAGAUAAUCCUCCAAGAGGAGAGCGGCAUUGCUAAGGUUGCCGAUCCUUGGGGAGGCUCCUUCUUGAUGGAGAGUCUAACGGAUGAGAUGUAUGACGCCGCCAAGAAGGUCAUAGAUGAGAUCGAAGCGAUGGGUGGAAUGGCCAAGGCGGUGGCCGAGGGGUACCCCAAACUGAAGAUCGAGGAGUGCGCCGCCAAACGACAGGCUCGGAUCGAUUCCAGUCAAGAGGUCAUCGUUGGGGUCAACAAGUACAAGUUGGCGGAGGAGGAACUUGUGGAAGUGUUGACCAUUGACAACACCAGUGUGCGAGAGCAGCAGAUUGAGAAGCUUAGGAGAAAUAGAGAGACACGAGACCAGGAGGCUGCUCAGAAGGCAUUGGAUGAUCUGACUGAGUGUGCACGGACCGGGGAAGGAAACUUAUUGGAAUUCUGUGUCCAAGCAGCCAAGCUGCGCUGCAGCGUGGGCGAGAUCUCGGACGCCAUGGAGAAGAUCUUCUCGCGUCAUGUGGCCGUGGACCGCAUGGUGAGCGGUGCCUACAAGUCGGAGUACGGUGAGGACCAGGAGCUAGAGGCAUGCAUCAGGAGAAUCGAGGAGUUCCAAGAGAAGGAAGGACGUCGGCCUCGUAUCCUGGUGGCCAAGAUGGGCCAGGACGGGCACGACAGGGGGGCCAAGGUGGUUGCUACCAGCUUUGCCGAUCUCGGCUUUGACGUGGACAUUGGCCCUCUCUUCCAGACUCCCGAGGAGGUCGCCCAGCAGGCCAUCGAUUCGGAUGUGCACGUGGUGGGGGUCAGCACCCUGGCAGCUGGCCACAAGACGCUGGUGCCCGAGCUGAUCAGAGCCCUCAACAACAUGGGCCGAGGGGACAUCUGUGUGAUUGUUGGUGGAGUCAUUCCUCCACAGGACUACGACUUCCUCUAUGAAAAAGGAGUCAAGAGCAUUUUUGGACCAGGGACAAGAAUUCCUGUAGCAGCAGUCAAAGUCAUCGACGACGUCGCCGAGUCCCUCAACCACAGGAUGAGUGGCAGCAACUGAUCGCAUGACACCGGAUGUGACAUCCUGUUGGCUGUCAGAAUGACCUUCGAACUUUCACGUUCAACUUCCACAGGUAUUGUGUGAGCAUAGAAACCUCUUCAAUCACAUGUGCAGCAUGGCGAGGUUUUAGAGUUGAUUCAACUUUUGGAAAUCUUGUGUAACUUCAUUGGUUGUUUGUGACCUUUGACCUGCACUUUUGGCCAUGUCUGUGUGUGGAAACAUGAAAGGCUCAAGUCGCAGCACAACCAGGGUGAUCACUUCUCAGUCUGAAUGACCUUUGCCCUUUAUGCCACGCCCACGCACUCUGGUAGAUUUCUUCCCAUCUCGCAACUGUUUACAACAGCCCUGCCUUUGAUUUGUGAAACAGACGGGCACUGCUCAGCCAACUUGUAAAAGACAGCGCGAGGGUGCAGCCGGCACCCUCUCAUUAUGAGUUGCCCACACAGUUUCCAACUGAAUGAGCACAAAGACGGAGUAGCACUUUGAGAUACAUUUGCCAAUUUUUGCCUUAACCACUUGCCGCUGCCGUUACCGGACACGUAUUCUUUUUUACAAGGCUGCAGGCCUGG